UGAAUAUCAACCAGUAAAACGUCAGUGCGAAUUGCGACGCCGUGUUAUCCAGACCAUUUUGACAAUGCUUAAAAAUCCAAAAUACAUUUACGGUCCAUCAGAUCGCUUGAUACCGGCCAAUAUAAACUUUGGUGAAUUUAUGUUAAAAAAAAUAAAUGAAAAUAAUGAUAAAAUCGCGUUGAUAAACGGGUCUACACAUGAACAACAGACGUACCAUCAACUUCAACAGGAAGCUAUAAAUCUCGCUGUCUCCCUCACACACUUAGGUGUUAAAAAAGGAGACGUGAUCGCUAUUAGUUCAGAAAAUCGGAGAGAAUUCUGGAGUACUUUGAUUGGAAGUUCGUGCACGGGAGCUAUCGUUACCACUAUUAAUGUUGGAUAUACGAAUGAUGAACUCAAACACGUUAUGUCGAUUUCAAAACCGAAAUAUAUAUUUUGUUCACCCUUCGCUUACAAAACGCAUAUGAAGAUAUACAAAACCCUCAGUCACUUAAAGCAGAUCUUUAUAUUCGGCGAUGAGAGUCCUUCAAAUACAAUUUUAUACAAAGAUUUAGCAAUAGCAAAUAACGAUAAAACUAAUAACGUUAAGCGUUACAAAAUAACGCGUAACGUUACAUUUGAGGAGUUCCAAGUGGUAGAUGUUGAAGGACAAAAUGACGUAGUAUUAAUUUUAUACUCAUCGGGAACAACAGGAUUGCCGAAGGGAGUGAUGUUGACCCAUCUUAAUGUCAUAACGUUAUGCUCCCCUAGUUUUGUUUUACCGCCAUUGAAGCCAUUAAAUAUCACACCAUGGUACCACUCAAUGGGACUUCUCAGUACUUUAGCGAACUUUUGCAAGGGAGUUACGUCAGUUUACCUGCCCAAGUUCGAGGUGGAAUUAUACUUGAAGACUAUUGAAAGAUAUGAGAUUUCCCAGUUGGCGGUAGUGCCUGCAAUGCUUAUCGCUUUAUGCAAAUCAAAUUUGAAAUAUGACACAAGUUCUGUCCAAAUUAUAUUCUGUGGAGCUGCACCUUUAUAUGAAGAAACCGCGGAGGCUGUUAAGCAAAGAUUUCCGAGUGCACAGGCUAUCCUUCAAGGCUACGGGAUGACAGAAACGACUCUUGCUAUUUCGGUCAACUUUAAUCCAGACAAAAUCGGUAGUGUUGGAUCGGUAAUCUCUCAUACUGUUGCUAAGGUCGUGAACCCAGAAACGAGAGAGCCUCUUGGUCCUAACGAAAAGGGGGAAAUAUGCGUGAAAAGCAUUAUGGGUAUGAAAGGCUAUGUAGGAAAGGACAGACGUGAUGAUUUCGAUGAUGAAGGUUUUAUUAAAACCGGUGACAUUGGGUACUAUGACGAAGAAGGAUAUUUGUACAUCGUUGAUCGAUUAAAGGAACUCAUUAAAUACAAAGCAUAUCAGGUACCACCAGCAGAAAUAGAAGCAGUGCUCCUCAAAAACCCUGACAUCCGAGACGCUGGUGUGAUAGGUAUUCCACAUCCAACCGCUGGGGAGGUACCUCUAGCGUUCGUCGUGUUACAACCUGGGAAAACCCUUACAGAGAAGGAUGUUCAAGACUUCGUCGCUGAACGGCUCUCAAAUCCUAAGCAUCUUCGUGGUGGAGUCAAAUUCAUAAAUGAAAUACCGAAGACCCAAACUGGCAAGAUAUUAAGAAAGGAUUUAAGAAAAAUGUUUAAAUCCGCCAAAAGUAAACUCUAAUGCUAUACAUAUAAAGUCCUUUUUACGUUGGUUUUAAAAGGUUAUUAAGUUUGAUUUCAAUUGAAUCUGAAAAAUACUAUAAUUUUUCCAUUUUUUUUAUAUAGUGUUGUAUGUUGAGAAUUGUAUAUUUUAAUAGAAAUUACUCAAACAUGUAAUCCCUAUGGGGUCAAUGAUAUUUGAUAUGUGAUUAAGACUGCUAUGAGAUCGAUAAUAAUAUUAUUAAUUUUAAUAUGAAUUGUAAAAAAAAAUUAAUAAAUGAGGUAUUUUUUAAAGUUUGGAAACGGUUUCUAGUAAUAAGACAAAAUGACUUCUUAAAUAAAUUAUUUUUUAAU
Molecule: messenger RNA, 2025 nt
Organism: Vanessa tameamea
Lineage: Eukaryota; Metazoa; Arthropoda; Insecta; Lepidoptera; Nymphalidae
Exons: 9
Coding region: 65-1693 (542 amino acids)
Biological process (GO): long-chain fatty acid metabolic process; fatty-acyl-CoA biosynthetic process
Molecular function (GO): long-chain fatty acid-CoA ligase activity
Source: RefSeq, a predicted model, not a curated record